ACUCUGUACCACCGCACAUGAUCUGAAUUCUCCUCCAAAAUGUAAAUAUUAUGCUUCCAACUUUCCAUAGUAGACCGCAUUUGUAUCGCGAGCUGGAGAAAAGUGUGCGUAAAGGUGCGUUUUCUAUCUUAUGCAUGCGUAAAAUUGUAAGAAGCGAGCCUGCAGCUUUGGACUCUAGGCGUUAUCUCCAUUUACUCCGCCUCUUUAAGUUUGCCCUACAUCUGUCUGCUAUGGGCUCUUUACGUGAGCGCAGCCAGCUCUGAGCUCUGCCGUUAUUUGUAAUAUCACCCCCGCUAAGCAAAAUAAAACAAAACGAAGCGCACCGCUCGGAAAUGUAAUUCUUCUUGCUCACUAAGCGGUCUCCAGAAGAUGGACCUUAAAUCCGAGCUCCUCAAGUCGAUCUGGUACGCUUUCACAUCGCUGGACGUGGAGAGGUGCGGGAAGGUAUCCAAAUCUCAACUAAAGGUCCUUUCCCACAACCUGUACACGGUUCUGAACAUCCCACAUGACCCGGUUGCCCUGGAGGAGCACUUCCAGGAUGAUGAUGAUGGUCCGGUUUCUAACCAUGGCUACAUGCCCUACCUCAACAAAUAUAUACUGGAUAAGGUGAAAGAGGGGAUGUUUGACAAAGAAAGAUUUGACGACUUGUGCUGGAUGAUGACCAUGAAGAAGAAUUUCAACAUGACAUCGCAGAGGCUGCUGCUGUCGGAGCGGGACUGCUUUAAGCUCUUCUGUUUGUUCAACCUGCUGUCUGAGGACAGCUACCCACUGGUGAUGAUCACAGAGGAGGUAGAAUAUCUCCUGAAGAAAAUCUGCACAGCUAUGAGCCAGGAGUGGGAUGUGAAGCCCUUAGAGGACCUUAUAAGUCGGGACCCCACAGUGCAGGAAGAGGGCAUGUCGGUGUGGACGUUCCUGGAGCAGAUGAGUACGGGUCAGCUGCUGAGGGUCACCAGCGUCGAGGCUUUCAGCUUGGCUUUGCACGAAGUCUUCCUGGAGAUGUAUCACAAUGUCCUCAAGAGGGGCUAUAUGUGGAAAAAGGGGCACAUGCGCAGGAACUGGACGGAGCGCUGGUUCGUGCUCAGGUCCUCCUCCAUGGUCUACUACGUCAGCGAGGACUUAAAAGACAAGCGAGGGGAAAUCCAGCUGGACAAGAGCUGCGUUGUAGAGCCUGUUCCAGACAGGGAGGGGAAACGCUGCCUGUUCUGUGUGAAAACCCACAACAAAACCUACGAGAUGAGCGCUUCUGACCAGAGGCAGAAGGUGGAGUGGACUCAAGCUAUUCAAACAGCCCUCCGUCUUCAGCGUGAGGGUAACUCCUCCCUCCACCAGGAGCUGAAGCUGAAGCGGCGCGUCCAGCGGGAACACAGCAACCGGGAGCGCAGCCGCAGCACCCGGAGCAGCUGCAGCAGCCGGAGCAGCCAAUCAGAUGACUCCAACUUCCAAGAGAUGGAGCGGAUGGAGAAGGAGAAGGAGAAGCAGGAUUUGGAAAUUGAGAGCAUCAUUCAGCAUGCGCGAGAGUUGGAGAUCCGCAGAAGGGAGUCGGAGGAGAGGGAGAGAAGGAAGCAGAGGGAGGUGCAGAUGGAUCUGGAGAGACAGCUGAAGGAGGCUGAAAUGAUGAGGGACAGCAUGCAGGCUGAGAUCCAGGAGAAGGAAAGGAAGGCCGAGCAGCAGAAGAGACGGAUCCAGGAGCUGGAGCUGACGCAGCAGAAGCUGGAAGCAGCUCUCAGCAUGGAGAUCCAGGCUCGGCUGGAGGAGGAGAGGGCCCGACAGGAGCUGGAGAGGUUGCUGGAGGCUGAAGAGGAGAAGAAGAUGCAGUUUCAGCUCCUCCAGGAACAGGAGAAGAUCUUGCAGCGCCUUAGCUCCACGUGCGAAGCCUCAAACGGGACGGUGGACGAGAACACGCCGUCCGCCCUCUACUCGGCCUCCGUGGAGCUCCGAAAUUUGCAGGCAUCUCGUAAGAGGAGCCAUCAGCACCUUGAGGAGAUGCAGGAGAGGCUGAGAAACGCCAGUCAGCACGUACGCCACUGGAACGUCCAGCUGAACCGCCUGAUGACGCCGAUCACUCCUGCAGAGCGUUUGGACAGUCGUCUUCAGUCAAAAUAUACUUGUCCCAAAAAAGAAGGAGCGCUGGCCAGCAACGAGUUCAUCUGUAAAUAUAAGAUAAGGAACGAACAGAACAACAGAAUACGUGGAGACGAAUCGGAGAAUCUGGAGGUGCAGCUGGAGGCCGACAGCCUCUCAGAGGAAUCAGGAUGUUAGGAGUUUUAAUCACAUUUCAACUGUAAUUUAUCUUAAAACAGAGCAAUAUUUGGAAUCACUCAAGAAACACCUACAAUGUAAUAGAAAGUGUACAGAGACGUUUUUCUUAAAAGCAGCAAGUUGGGAAAUUUCUGUAGACGAACAAAUAAGAGAAGAGGAUGGAGUGCAGAUGAAUCACAGAGAAAGAAAGAAAGAAAGAUACAAAAACUAUUUCUGAAAGCUAUUUAAGAGACAAUGUUCUUCCUGCAGAAAGCAUUGAAUCAUAUUUACAGUAUUAUAUUUUGAGUGUAAAGAUGGAGAGCAAUGAUGAUAACAUAAGUCCCAGUCUAAUUAGCACCGAGCAAUACUAACAGUUUUCUACAAUAAAUUCUCUGGAGGUGUUGAAACAGUUUGUCAUGUUUGUCGCUUCAAUUAAAAGUCUGAAUGUAU
Molecule: messenger RNA, 2688 nt
Organism: Xiphophorus maculatus (southern platyfish)
Lineage: Eukaryota; Metazoa; Chordata; Actinopteri; Cyprinodontiformes; Poeciliidae
Gene: def6c
Product: differentially expressed in FDCP 6 homolog
Exons: 12
Coding region: 370-2259 (629 amino acids)
Cellular component (GO): cytoplasm; nucleus
Source: RefSeq, a predicted model, not a curated record